GUUUUUGUGAACUAUCUCAUGCUGCUCCGCGGUCGACUCCUCCGUGCGGCGAUCCCAUUGCAGGUCGCAUGUUUCAGCACAUCUACAUCGCCCAAAUGGUGGGAGUGGUCUCGUCUGGCUUCGUGGUUUACUUCCACGCAACCCUCAGAGCCUGUGCCUCAAGAUGUCGAGCCAAAAACGUGUGUGUUUAUCGACGGCAACAACAUGCUCUACGCAAAGUUCUCCCCUACAUGCACUCUAGCGUCAAAUGGUGUGGCCAUAGGUGCCACCUUGGGCUUCCUCCACGAGCUGCACAAAGUGGUCGACAAGAUGAAACCCCAUCGAGUUUGCGUGUUCUUUGAUACGCCUGUCAUAACCCAGCGCAAGAAGGAAGAUCCUACAUACAAGGCCAAACGCGAACGAAUGGGCGAUGCAUUGCGGCGGCAAUUCCCACUCACGGGAUCAGUGCUAAAGAGCUUAGCCGUGCCCGUGGUUCAAGUGCCAGGCGUAGAAGCAGACGAUAUGAUCGCAUCGUAUACAAAGGCCAGCCUGGAGAGCGGUUUCAACGUGAUCGUCGUGUCGAAUGACAGCGACUUUUUCCAGCUGGUGCAGAGCAAUGCAUCGCCCACGGUGUCCUUGUACAAGUUCCGGACACGGUGGCUGAUGGGCCAAGACGAAGUGCUGCAACUCAUUGGCGGCACAAGUCCGAGAUUGCACCCCGACUUGCGAGCCCUGAGAGGGGACCAGUGGGGCAAAACGCCUGGCCUUCCCGGUGGCAUUUCAAAGGAGCUCGCUGUGGAAUUGUUGGAAACUGCUGGCGGGCUGUUGCCGCUCUUGGAGUCUCUAGACAACGUACGAAGGCCAUGCCAUGUUCUGAGGAUGAAUGGAUCUUGUAGGUCCAAGACGAAGCAUUGCGCAAUCGGCUGCAUGCCUCAACCGACAUGUUGAAGCGAUCGUACCGCGCGUCCAAGUUGGACGACUCGUUGGCGUUACCUAUCCCCUUACAAGACUUUGCCAUGGGUCGUGUCAACCAAGCUGGGCUUGCGCUGCUCCUAACGGAUCCCACCCUCGUCAAAACCCACGCUCUGGAAGUUUAAGAAACGGAAUGUUUGUCCCUCAAAACUUGUGCGGUAAUUUUGAGAUUGUUUUAUUGUCC
Aphanomyces astaci is the source of this 1135-nucleotide messenger RNA. RefSeq lists its product as hypothetical. The coding region runs from base 19 to 927 and encodes 302 amino acids. Gene Ontology annotation, biological process: DNA replication, Okazaki fragment processing. NCBI's taxonomy places the organism in Eukaryota, Oomycota, Saprolegniomycetes, Saprolegniales, Verrucalvaceae. The record is from RefSeq and is a predicted model, not a curated record. Gene Ontology annotation, molecular function: 5'-flap endonuclease activity; DNA binding. The transcript is spliced from 3 exons.